Molecule: messenger RNA, 4123 nt
Organism: Phyllotreta striolata
Lineage: Eukaryota; Metazoa; Arthropoda; Insecta; Coleoptera; Chrysomelidae
Source: the annotation of a GenBank genome assembly
CAGUGCAAUUUUGAUACGCCGUGAGAGUAUUUCGUGCGACACGUAUUUGCCGUUUUUUACGUGCGAUUUAUUAGAUACACUUGCGAUUUUCGGUAAUUUGUCGGUACAUUUCACGCGAAAUCUCACGAACGAUCGCCCUAAGGUUAGUUAUGAGUGAAAAACCGCAUUUCGAGGCGUAAACAGGAUUUUAUUGUUGCGGGGGAGUAGCUAACAGAGUUGUUUCGCUAAGUUGCCUGGUGUCAUUCGAUGCCGAUGGCGGCUACGAUCCGGCGAUGCCGCCCUCAGCAGCCAUGAGGCUCCAGCAAGGGGACAGCCCGCCUGCCACGAGAGGCCCUCACCUGAUAGAAACCAACAACAACAACAACAACAACAACAACGACGACGACGGCAAAGUCACCGGCUCCGAGCUGGAGUUACUGGCCAAAUUGGAAGAGGCGAAUCGGCUCUACGAGUCCGACGCCAAGUCGUUGAAUUCGCUGAGCGGCGCCUCCGCCACGUCGGGGCACUCGCGCAAAAGCUCCGACACCUCGCAGAUAUCCUUGACGUCCGGGACGAGUUCGACGCAGGAGCGCGCCGACGAUGGCGGCGAGGAGGAUUUGUGGGUCACCUGGGGCCACAUCGUCAACGAUUGGGAGAACAACUGGAAGAAGCAGAACGUUCAAAUACGCGAACUGGUGCGCAGGGGGAUACCGUUGCAUUUCAGGGCGAUCGUUUGGCAGCUGCUCUGCCGGGCGACGGAGUCCCCGGAGAAGAAAUUAUACGCCGAAUACAUAAAAACGAAAUCGCCGUGCGAGAAAGUGAUCCGAAGAGACAUCGCCCGCACCUAUCCCGAGCACGAUUUCUUCAAGGAGAAAGACGGCCUCGGCCAAGAAUCGCUCUUCAACGUCAUCAAGGCGUACUCGCUGCACGACCGAGAGGUCGGAUACUGCCAAGGUUCCGGCUUCAUCGUCGGCUUGCUGCUGAUGCAGAUGCCGGAAGAGGAGGCGUUCGCGGUGCUGGUGAAGAUCAUGGAGGACUACAGGAUGCGCGACAUGUUCAAGCCGAGCAUGGCCGAGCUCGGCCUGUGCAUGUACCAAUUGGAGAACCUGGUGGCCGAACACCUGCCCGAUUUGAACCAGCACUUCCAGUCGCAGAACUUCCACACGUCGAUGUACGCGUCCAGCUGGUUCCUGACGUUGUUCACGACGGCGCUGUCGUUGCCGUUGGCCUGUCGCAUCAUGGACGUGUUUCUUUCAGAAGGCAUGGAGAUCAUCUUCAAGGUGGCCUUGGCGAUGCUGACGUUGGGCAAGGACGAGCUGAUGUCGUUGGAUAUGGAGGGAAUGUUGAAGUAUUUCCAAAAAGAACUGCCCGUACACGCCGAAAAUGACCCGGAGGCGUUGAUGCAGACGGCCUACGAAAUCAAAUACAACGCCAAGAAGAUGAAAAAACUAGAAAAGGAGUACAUAGUCAUCAAAACUAAAGAACAAGAGGAAAUGACGGAACUAAAGAGAUUGCGCCAGGAGAACAAACAGUUGCGACACCGCUGCGAAAUGUUGGAGGAGGAAAGCAAAGCGCUGGCCGACCGACUAGUCAAAGGCCAGGUGAGCAGAGCCGAGGAGGAAGAGACCACUUUCGUCGUCCAAAGGGAACUGGACGCCCUGAGGCACACGCAUUUAGAAACCACCCACCAACUCGCCCUCGCCAACGAGAAAAUCAGAGCCCUGUCAUUGAUGAUGGAAGAAACCCACACGUCCCGCCAAUCGUCGAUCGAAGAGAUCACGCUGAAGCAGGAGCAGUUGCAGCAGCGCGAAGAGAUGAUCGAGUGCCUGCAGGAGGAGCUGGUGAAGGUGAGGCUGCGCGAGGCGGAGAACGACGCGCUCAUACGCGACCUGCGAUCGCGCAUCCACGAAUUGGAGGAGGACAAGAAGACGCUGCGCGAGACGACGCCCGACAACAGCGUCGCCCAUCUGCAAGAGGAGCUGAUCGCCGUGAAGCUGAGAGAGGCCGAGGCGAAUCUGUCGCUGAAGGACCUCAGACAGAGGGUGGCCGAAUUGGCCGAGCAAUGGCAGAGGCACUUGCAGGAUCACAAACAAGACCCUCCGCCGGCGCCGGAUCCGUUGAGCACCCCCAAGAAGUUACUGUUCGGCAAAUUGGGCCACAACGAAACGCAGAAACUCGAAGAGGAACUCAUGACAACUAGAAUAAGGGAAAUGGAGACUCUAACCGAAGUGAAAGAGCUCCGAUUAAAGGUGAUGGAGCUGGAGACGCAAGUGCAGGUGAGCACGAACCAGCUGCGCCGGCAGGACGACGAGAUGAAGAAGUACUUGGAGUCGAUCGAGGCGGCGGAGGGGCGAGACAAGGAGGCGGCGGCGCGGAUAUUGGAGGAGCAGCGUCGCUACGCCGAUCUCGAGACCAAGAUGAAGGACGAAUUGAUGCGGGCGAAGAUCAGCGACGCCGAAAAGACGCAGUCUUUGGCCGAGCUGAUGCAGAAAAUCGGCCAGUUGGAGCUUAAAAGUCAAGAAAUCGCCACCGAAGGCGAAUUGAGGAUCCAUUCGGUCGAGGCGAGCGAUAAAGUUAGAGAUCUCCAGGAUAAAGUAGCGGAUUUACAAGCGGAAGUGAUGCGCUUGGAGCGGAGCAAAGGGCCGUUUUGCCGCGGGCGGCUGUCGGGCGACAGGUCUUCGUCGAUCGACAGCACCGACGAGGAUUCGAAAUUGGCGCUGGACGAUCCGGCGUUGCGUUUGAGCAUCGACGAUUCGUCGAACGGGCCGGAUCCUUUCGCUGGGAACGUGUGACGGGCGGAGAAUUCGAGGCGGUCGUUUCGCCGCGCUUUAGUUAAGUAGGUAAAUUUACCUUAUAAUAUUGUCUUUAUCGUUUGUAAAAAUUUUAUGUAUGAGGUAAAUCGAGUGGGUGCCCUUUUUGAAUUGUGAUUUGUUUUGAAAUUCGUAGUUGUGAUUUGAAAAUUUAUUAUAUUGUAUGGAUAUAGAAAUGUUUUAUAUUGAAUUGUUUGCACGAUUCGCACGUUAAAUUUCCUUAUAUAUCAACAUAGAGUGAAUAUUUUUUAUUAUUUAUUUGUGAAUAUCGUAAAAAUGACCGUUUUUUUUUAUUUUAAUUUUGUUGGAUUAUUGUUUCGGAUUUUAUUGAUAUCUAUAAUUGGUGCAGGGUUUAUUAAUACAUAUAACUAAAAUUGAAGGCAAAGUAAAGCCGUAGAAAUAAAAAAAUACUCCGUAAUAAGCGGGAUGUAAUCCUUGUAUUAUGAAUUAUUCGCGACUUUCCUUUGUACUUUUCGUCAUUAGUGAAAAGAAAAAAACCAAUAAACAUUAGAUAAAUCUAGAGGUUUGAUAAAGUUAUAUAAUACUUGUUAGUAGUGUGCAUUAGAAUUUGAUAUAAAAAUAUUGGGCCACGGAAUUUUUACGAACUUGUACGAAUUAUUGUGUAAAAUUGCGCGUCGGCUUUCAAUUAGCAAAAAAAAAGGGUUAUUAGAUUUUAAGUUGUGUGAUUUACGAUUUACGAAACCUUAGUCAAUGCAGCCGCACAGGACGUUAAAUGAUUUCCUUUUUAGCGUAUUUUUUAGAAAUGUGUAUUCACCGAAAUAUCGUUCCUAUACGGUUUCCGUUUGGGUGAUCAAAAAUUUUCAAACUAUUUUUUAUUCAAUGUUUUAGCUUUGUAAAAUUAGUUUAUUUUUCCUAAACAACAACAAAAAAAAAAACGAAUUUUUUGCGCGUUUAAACAGUGUGUCAAGUGCCAACGUAUACAAAAUUUUCUAAUAGACUUUUAAAUAAAAACAAGAACGAUUAACGUUAUAAGUGUGCAAUAAUCUAUCAUCUUUUAGUUUUAAUUUUUUUUUGUUCUGUUGGUAAUUUGACUACUAUUACUAUUGUAUUAACAAGAAACAUUCCGUAUGAAAUACUCCAUUUAAUUUCGCGAGAUAAGUGCAAUACAAGCACGUAACUGUGAGCAUAACGUGUUCCAAAGGCAUUUGCAACACGUCGUGCGGAUUUUUGCGCAUUUUUUACUUAAGCAAUAAAGUAUUAUAAUUACGUAUUAAGUACCUACAAGUUUUCUAAUUUGCGUCAAAAGUUACGAUGUUAUUUAUUUUCUUUAUAUUUUGUAUUUAUUUUUAAAAAUAUAAUUGUUUAACAAAACC